Messenger RNA from Jaculus jaculus (lesser Egyptian jerboa), 1248 nucleotides. It is a transcript of the gene Zpld1, whose product is annotated as zona pellucida like domain containing 1. Gene Ontology annotation, cellular component: cell surface. NCBI's taxonomy places the organism in Eukaryota, Metazoa, Chordata, Mammalia, Rodentia, Dipodidae. Bases 1 to 1248 code for a protein of 415 amino acids. The transcript is spliced from 10 exons. The record is from RefSeq and is a predicted model, not a curated record.
AUGGACCAGAUAUGGCUGCUGCUCCUGCUGACUAUGAGAGUGCUCCCGGGCUCGGCUCAGUUCAACAGUUACAACUGCGAUGCGAACCUCCACAGUAGAUUUCCUGCUGAAAGAGACAUCAGUGUCUACUGUGGGGUGCAGGCCAUUACAAUGAAGAUUAAUUUUUGCACAGUCCUUUUCUCGGGUUAUUCUGAAACAGAUCUGGCUCUGAACGGAAGGCAUGGGGAUUCCCACUGCAGGGGGUUCAUCAAUAACAACACCUUUCCAGCAGUGGUCAUUUUUAUCAUCAAUCUCAGCACCUUGGAGGGCUGUGGAAACAAUUUAGUGGUAUCCACAGUUCCUGGUGUCAGUGGUUAUGGAAAUGCAACUUCAAUGCAAAUAGGAAAUAUUUCAGGAUAUAUUGAUACUCCAGACCCGCCAGCAGUCAUCAGCUAUCUUCCUGGUCUUCUGUACAAGUUUAGUUGUAGUUACCCAUUGGAGUACCUGGUUAAUAAUACCCAGCUGGCUUCGUCCUCAGCUGCUAUUUCUGUGAGAGAGAACAAUGGAACAUUUGUCAGCACUUUGAACUUGCUCCUUUAUAAUGAUUCAACCUACAGAGAGCAGUUAAUUAUCCCAAGUAUUGGGUUACCUUUGAAAACCAAAGUAUUUGCAGCUGUGCAAGCUACUAACCUGGACAACAGAUGGAAUGUUCUAAUGGACUAUUGCUAUACGACCCCCUCAGGGAACCCAAGUGAUGAUAUUCGGUACGAUCUUUUCCUUAGCUGUGACAAAGAUCCUCAAACGACUGUCAUUGAAAAUGGCAGAAGCCAGCGGGGCCGGUUUUCAUUUGAAGUGUUCCGGUUCGUGAAGCACAAGAAUCAGAAAAUGUCUACCGUGUUCCUGCACUGCGUCACCAAGCUCUGCAGAGCGGAUGACUGCGCCUUCCUCAUGCCAAUUUGUGGCAACAGAAAAAGGAGAGAUGCUGGGAGCCGGACCACUUGGAGCCCACAGAGCACUUCCGGAAACGCGGUCCUCUCUGCUGGUCCCAUCAUCACGCGGAGUGAUGAGACUCCAACCAACAAUUCACAGCUUGGUUCUCUGAAUGUGCCUUCUUUCCAGCUCAACACCCUCACCAGUGCCCUGAUAUCAGGAAUGGUCAUUCUGGGAGUCAUGAGUUUUUCCCUUCUCUUGUGCUCCCUGGCCCUUCUGCAUAGGAAGGGGCCCACCAGCUUAGUGUUGAAUGGCACAAGAAAUCCCGUCUUUGAGUGA